Owenia fusiformis is the source of this 1574-nucleotide messenger RNA. Lineage: Eukaryota; Metazoa; Annelida; Polychaeta; Sabellida; Oweniidae. The record is from the annotation of a GenBank genome assembly.
GCGUAAUUAACAGAUUUUGUCGUAAUGACCUAAUCUAUGUCUACAAUCUUUCUAAAUAUUACGACAAAACUACGGGAUCAUAUUCAUCAGAUACAGUUUGUUAAUAGAAAGCAAUACGGAUCACAAUCACUCUAAGGCUGUGGAUUGAGAGCGAUCUAACUGAUAUUAUUGAAAUUGGAUGCUGAUGCUGCCGCACAAUAAUAACGAAGUUUGAUUAUUAUACUGUUAUUAUACUCUAUAGAGGUGGACGUGGAUCAUCAAUUACGGUCAUGAUCGGAUUUAUCUGCUGCUAAUUGUAGAAGCGUUACGUUGACAUCUACAUAUUUACCUUAGUUCGUACAAUUCGGCCAUCGAUCAUUCACCAUUCCUGCCAACUGUAUUUGGUCAGAGGGACCUGUCUCCCAACUGGCCGUCCCAACUAACCUUACAAUAACUGAUGUCUAUGCACGCGUUGCAACCGCUAGAUGGAGUUACCAGAGUUCUCGCAACAUUUCCCACUUUGAAAUGACAUUAGAAUUAAUAUCAUCACCAGAGAAUGAUCUCCGCAAUAAGUUCAUAACUGAUGUACCAAAGAGCAUGCGCUUAUACCAGUUUUCUGACCUUAUACCAAAUACAACAUAUUCCAUUCAACUAGCGGCCAUGGGGACCCAUAGAGCGGGUAAUUCAACGAAUCCAGUUACGUUCUCUACGAUCAUGGAAGAUGAUAUCGCUGAAAAUGAGGCAUCUAUGAGAACAGGAGAGAUCAUCGUCAUAGUACUUAUUUUAGUAGCCUGGGCAUGCGCAUUAGCGCUCUUUUAUCAUAAAUGGAAGGGUAUUCGUGUUUUACAACCACCUAAUCCCAGGUAUAAACACAGCCCCAAAAAUUUAGACACCAUAAAAGUGGUUAAGCGUGCUACAGAUAGCGUUAUAUACAAAAGCUACACUAGACAAUAUUCAAAGACUCUACUUGCAAGGGAGAAACACAUUGCCCGUAUGAGCACUAUGCCAGAGUUGGACCAUUAUCCCGGACAAUUAAAGAUUGAUAGCUCAAAAAAACAAGGCACUAUGAAGGAUGACGCGAUGCGUAAAGACGACACAAAAGGUAGUGCAAUACCGAUGCACAGAGUACAAACAAUGCCUAUGAUGCUGGAAAAGGAUGAGGACCAAGAAAACACUUCUCAAGUAAAACAUAAGGAUGACAAACAAACCAAAGAUCGGCAAGACGUCUCCACAGUAUGAAAGCCCAUAUGUGAUGCACAGUAAUGUACGGCGGGUGGGUUAUAUGUCUGCCGUCUCGAUAGUGCAAAAAACAAAGGUAGUACACACUGUAAUUCGUAGAUCUUGGGUUCUGCCUGCCGUCUUGGCAGUAUAAACCUACGACAAGUGCGUCGCCAAGAUUUAAAAGCAGGCGAGACAAACUAAAUCUUUAGGAAUAUAAUACUACAAUUGGGCUUUAAUUUCACAGUCUCAACAAGAAAACACAUGAAGAAAUAUUUUGAACUAAGCCGCCUGCGGUAUGUGAUACUUAUCUGCUUAUUGUACUGUCAGAUAAAUUAUACCUUUUAGGAGAGUUGGAUAGGCGCAAGUUGAUGAUA